Messenger RNA from Oncorhynchus mykiss (rainbow trout), 1411 nucleotides. Lineage: Eukaryota; Metazoa; Chordata; Actinopteri; Salmoniformes; Salmonidae. The record is from RefSeq and is a predicted model, not a curated record.
UGGGUGGAACAGGCAUUGUGGUGCUGUGAAACAUGGGUAGAGAACAUGGGUGGAACAGGCAUUGUGGUGAACAUGGGUGGAACUGGCAUUAUGGUGCUGUGAAACCUUGGUAGAGAACAUGGGUGGAACAGGCAUUGUGGUGAACAUGGGUGGAACAGGCAUUGUGGUGAACAUGGGUAAAACAGGCAUUGUGGUGAACAUGGGUAGAACAGGCAUUGUGGUGAACAUGGGUAAAACAGGCAUUGUGGUGCUCAUGGGUAAAACAGGCAUUGUGGUGAACAUGGGUAAAACAGGCAUUGUGGUGAACAUGGGUAGAACAGGCAUUGUGGUGAACAUGGGUAAAACAGGCAUUGUGGUGAACAUGGGUAAAACAGGCAUUGUGGUGAACAUGGGUAGAACAGGCAUUGUGGUGAACAUGGGUAAAACAGGCAUUGUGGUGAACAUGGGUAGAACAGGCAUUGUGGUGAACAUGGGUAAAACAGGCAUUGUGGUGAACAUGGGUAAAACAGGCAUUGUGGUGAACAUGGGUAAAACAGGCAUUGUGGUGAACAUGGGUGGAACAGGCAUUGUGGUGCUCAUGGGUAAAACAGGCAUUGUGGUGAACAUGGGUAAAACAGGCAUUGUGGUGAACAUGGGUAAAACAGGCAUUGUGGUGAACAUGGGUAAAACAGGCAUUGUGGUGAACAUGGGUAAAACAGGCAUUGUGGUGAACAUGGGUAAAACAGGCAUUGUGGUGCUCAUGGGUAAAACAGGCAUUGUGGUGAACAUGGGUAAAACAGGCAUUGUGGUGAACAUGGGUAAAACAGGCAUUGUGGUGAACAUGGGUAAAACAGGCAUUGUGGUGAACAUGGGUAAAACAGGCAUUGUGGUGCUCAUGGGUAAAACAGGCAUUGUGGUGAACAUGGGUAAAACAGGCAUUGUGGUGAACAUGGGUAAAACAGGCAUUGUGGUGAACAUGGGUAAAACAGGCAUUGUGGUGAACAUGGGUAAAACAGGCAUUGUGGUGAACAUGGGUAAAACAGGCAUUGUGGUGAACAUGGGUAAAACAGGCAUUGUGGUGAACAUGGGUAAAACAGGCAUUGUGGUGAACAUGGGUAAAACAGGCAUUGUGGUGCUCAUGGGUAAAACAGGCAUUGUGGUGAACAUGGGUAAAACAGGCAUUGUGGUGAACAUGGGUAAAACAGGCAUUGUGGUGAACAUGGGUAAAACAGGCAUUGUGGUGAACAUGGGUAAAACAGGCAUUGUGGUGAACAUGGGUAAAACAGGCAUUGUGGUGAACAUGGGUAAAACAGGCAUUGUGGUGAACAUGGGUAAAACAGGCAUUGUGGUGCUCAUGUUAAUUCCCUUUCAGCUUCAGACCAAUGCCUAUUCUCACUUAAAACAUUUUAGUUUCUAAUACACACAGACACAG